Molecule: messenger RNA, 4455 nt
Organism: Acipenser ruthenus (sterlet)
Lineage: Eukaryota; Metazoa; Chordata; Actinopteri; Acipenseriformes; Acipenseridae
Product: chromobox protein homolog 7
Exons: 6
Coding region: 257-967 (236 amino acids)
Biological process (GO): negative regulation of transcription by RNA polymerase II
Cellular component (GO): PRC1 complex
Source: RefSeq, a predicted model, not a curated record
CAGAACAUUCUGUAAAAUGUCCCUGUCGGUCGUGUCCGCGUUUGAGACGGGUACGCGCCAGGCAGUGCAGAUGUGUCGCAGAUUUGAAAAGUCACUCCAGAAAGAAAAAGGCACCGUGACGCGAGAUAUUGUUAUUGUGUAACUCUGGGAAUAACAACGUGACAAAAUAAAAUACAAGACAACACGAGAGGUGUAACAAGAGAGGCUGUCAAUUUGCAUCGAAACUGCCGCGGAGGAGCUGUGGAAAUUGCAUUGGAUGGAGCUUUCUGCCAUAGGAGAGCAAGUUUUUGCUGUUGAAUCGAUUACCAAAAAGCGAAUAAGGAAGGGUCAUGUUGAAUAUCUUCUGAAGUGGAAAGGGUGGCCGCCCAAGUACAGUACCUGGGAGCCCGAGGAACACAUACUGGACCCUCGCCUUGUUCUCGCUUAUGAGGAGAAGGAACAGAGAGAGAGAGUGAUGGGGCAUCGCAAGAGGGGCACCAAACCCAAAGGACUCCUUCUGCAGAGACUUUAUGGGAUGGAUCUGCGCAGUGCACACAAGCUUCCAGAACAGCCAGUCCCCAGAAUCCGCCUGUCACUCACACGCUCCCUGGGAGAGGAGGGCCAGGGAGAGAGGCCACCCCAGGAAGAGGAGGGAGACACGAGCCCCAGUGUGUUCAAGAAGCUGGACACCAGGGAGUACAAGAGCAAAGUGUCUGCUUUCGUCCGACUGGCCCCACUACACCCCCCGGUGGACUACCGGCACGCCCCGACUGGGGAGGGACUGGGAGAGGACUGGGAGAUGACUGGGAGUAGCGUGCCGACUCAGAGAACGCAGAUCCUCAAUGAUGGAGCGGGGCCUGGGAGUGGGUGGAGUCCUGCGAUGUCACCGGGUGAGGUCACAGUCACUGAUGUCACCAUUAACUCUCUCACAGUCACCUUCAAGGAGGCUUUGGCAGCUAAAGGAUUUUUCCGUGCUUUGAGCACGUAGUUCUAAAUCGAAAUCCAGACCUUAUCGUUUGUAACCAUAGAAACGAUCCUCAAAAAAAAUUAUAUAUAUAACCUUUUCAGUUACAGGAUGGAUAUUUACUGGCUACAUUCAUUCAACGUUGUUACGUACUACAUUGCAGCAUGUCUCAUACAAGAACUGUAUAGAUGGUAAUACCUUGGGUUUAGGUAAUGUACAGCUGUGGCCAAAAGUUUUGCUUCACCCUGUAGAGUUAACUAAUUUUGCUUCAUAAAGUCAAAUGAAACCUGCUGAAUAAUAAUACGUUGACAAGUUCAAUUACAUACCGCUUUGUAGUUUUCCAUAUCCUUUAAACUGACAAAAAUGUGACAUUUUUAAAUCUAAUUGAAAUACUGUACUACUACUUCCGAUAGGCUUUUUAUAGCAAUAUCAUUUUGUAGUUGCUUUGAUUACAUGAUGUUAAAUAAAAGAUCUAAAUUAUGUUCAUAUAUACUUUUUUAAAAAGUACCGUAUUCAAUUUGGCGCCGCGGCAUUUAUUUUAAAUUGAUCAAAAUGACUGCGGCCCUUAGACGAGGGUAGCGAUUAUACAAAGGCAGCCUUUAUUAAUAAUACUUUACAAAACGCUGCAAUAUUUUAUUAAAUGAUUUAAGGCAUUUUAGAAACUGCGCCGUGAGAGGCUCCGAUCUGCAGCACUAUACUCUUGUUUGUUUUUGGGGCUUGAAUACAGUACAUUUACUGACAGUUAAUGAGAGGUGGGAGUUGGGGGGUCAGGGGAGUACUGUACCAGCGAAUCAGGAGUGUGUAUUGGUUUGUAUGGGGCGGGACAAGAAGAGGUGAGAGAACGGUAGUUGAGUUGUUUUUCUUAACGAAAAAUAUUACCUCUGAAUAUCGGUCUGAUUUCUGUUAAAACUAAAAUAUAUCCUACUCGGUUAUUUUUUUUUUUUCUCACUGUAAUUUACCUGGUUGUUUGUAAUUUCUCUGUUAGAGAAACCGAAACUAGAUCUUCUCAUAGAUAGUAAGCAAGUUUUUUUUUUUAUUUUUUUAUUUAAUUGUACAGGACUGAGUAAAAUUCCAAUUGAAUAAAAAACAAAACAACUAACCCCCCUACAGGAAGAUAUCUUCAGUCAGCUUUCAGAUAGUGGUCAGAGUGACCGGCAAAGCUCUUAAGUUCCUCUGAGUUUAAGUUUUCACCAUCCAAGCUGACAAUGAGGUAAACAGACAGCCCUUGUUUUAUCCCCUCCUGUGUUGGCACUGAACUCUGCUGGAAAUAAAGGACUGCUGUGCUGUAAGUAGUUCAUCCUGGGCUGUCUGUCAGGACUGUACUAUACAAUAACAUUUUGCUUACAUUAGUUUGUAUCACGUGCUGGAUUGAGGUUGCAGUCUCUUUGGGGAUGUCAUGUACAUAGGCAGAGUUGCGUGUUUCUUUAUUUUUUGAGCAGGGGUUAAAAAAAAAUUACCUUUACGUUUCUUUAUUGAGAGCGGCGUUUAUUAAAAAGCUGAUAUCUGAGUGAGGCGUUAAUUCGAGGGCGAUGUUAAUUUGAAGUAAUAUGGUAUAUCUCAAUCCUACAUUUCUAGCUGAUGCAAAACUUUUGGCCAGAGCUGCAGAAAAGCGAAUGAGUUGAAAAAAGUCUUCUGCUGUCAAUGUCGUCUGACCCAAAAAUGAGCCAAACUUAAGUAUUACAAAUGUGGUCCUGUUUUCAUGUUCUUCCACCUUUAAACCCUACUAUAUACAAGUCCCUAAGCCGUCUUUGUUGUUUAUUUCUGGUUUGGGAACUUUUUUGGUUGUGUGUUUUCCUUACUGUAAAAAAAAUAGCUUUGAAAUUCUAGCCCUUUUUUUCUGUAAGGAAGAAAACCCCAAUUAUAAUUCUAAGACUUAUAGGAAACAACUUCAGGCUGUGUAGAAUGUUCUGAUUGAAAUGUCUUUGUAGUUUAUUACUGCUCUGCUGAUAAAGGCACGAGCAGAAACGUUUGUCUACUUACGUUGUACCUUUUAUCUGGUUUGAUUCUUCAUUGGGAGCUGCACUCAUAGAAAUUUAAGAGGACAUAACUCCAACAAUCUGGUGUAUUGUGUGUCAAAAACAUUUCAACAUGUCAAAAAAACUUGUACAUUUUUUAGUAUAUUUAUAUAUAUUAUAUAUAUAUAUAUAUAUAUAUAUAUAUAUAUAUAUAUAUAUAUAUAUAUAUAUAAUGUUGCAGAGUAGUGGGAGGAAAGGAAAUGGGAAAUGUAGUCAUGGGUUUAAAGAAGGCAUCAAUAACUACAUCCCCCAGAAUGCCUCAGGGCUAAUUGAUCCAAUAACGAGGAGCGCCUGGUCUCAAUAUAGAGGUGCAUAUAGCAGGUAGCUCAAUAGCCAAUUAGUCCUUCUGGGGGAUGUAGUCCUGUAUCCUCCUUUAAACCCAUGACUACAUUUUCCUUUCCUUCCCCAUACUCUGCCACAUUAUAUAUAUAUAUAUAUAUAUAUAUAUAUAUAUAUAUAUAUAUAUAUAUAUAUAUAUAUAUAUAUAUAUAUAUAUAUAUAUGAAGAAUGAUCAACUUAUAUAUUUUUGCCCUGUUCAGAAGUAUUAGUACUGUACACAGUGUUAUUACUGGGUCCAAAAUCUUCCACUCUAACUGUACAAUGUCAGACCCAUUCAACCUCUUAAAGAAAGACAAGUUAUCCACCCAAGCAUCUGUACAAAACUCAAACUGUCGAUCAAGAUUCAAGAUCUAAUUUCAAGUUUGUCUUCUAAUAUCCAUUGUCUUGCAUAUUCCAGAGAGGAUUCUAGAAUGGGUUUUUUAAAAGCUGAAUUGCUUUAGUCCCAGAAAAAUAUAAUUGAUUUAAUUUGCCACCUUAGAAACUCAGUGUGAGAGUAAGUAGCAGGGUUCCGAAAAGAUACAGCGUUACACGUGCCCAACUGUUGAAAUAAUGCACCUGUCAUUUAUUUUCAUUGUUAACAUCCUGACAACUCUUCACACUUAUAACUUUAAAGUCUGUUUCAAAGUUCAUUUCAAAAUGUCUGCUCUAGUGCACUGGGAUUUGAGAUCGGUCCUCUAAAUCACUGCAGGUAGAGUGAUUAAAAAAAACAUAACAAGUGCUCUGGCUUUUCUAUUCCGUACCACAUCAUGGAUCGUUCUUGCUGUGUUACCUGUUUGACAAGGUGGGCAAUAAUCCUUACACUCUCAGUGCACUAGAGCGGACAUUUUGAAAAGAGCCUUGAAACAGACUUUUAAGUUAUAAGUGUAAAAAUUUGUCAGGAUGCUAAAAAUGAAAAGGCAAAUUACAGGUGCGUUAUUUAAACAGUUGUAGCAACACGUGGGGACCUGUAACGCUAUCUAUUUUUGAACCCGCUACUUUAAGUUCCAACCACAAACCUAUGUACACAGAUAUAUCCACGGCAUUGCAAAACCGAAACGUGAUGACACAUCUUGAAGAUUGCUGAAUGUAUAGAAAGUUAAGAAAAAAAAAAAAAAGCUUUUUUACAAAGCGAGGAAGUAAAGAGAGAGGCUUUUUAACUUUAAAAAAAAAAAGACUAAA